This is a messenger RNA of Brassica napus (rape), 725 nucleotides long. RefSeq names its product cyclin-B1-3-like. The record is from RefSeq and is a predicted model, not a curated record. Gene Ontology annotation, cellular component: nucleus; cytoplasm; centrosome. Gene Ontology annotation, biological process: regulation of cyclin-dependent protein serine/threonine kinase activity; mitotic cell cycle phase transition. Gene Ontology annotation, molecular function: cyclin-dependent protein serine/threonine kinase regulator activity. The transcript is spliced from 2 exons. NCBI's taxonomy places the organism in Eukaryota, Viridiplantae, Streptophyta, Magnoliopsida, Brassicales, Brassicaceae. The coding region runs from base 102 to 725 and encodes 207 amino acids.
UGGUAAGCAGAUCGGUUUGUGAUCUGAACAUUAGUGUUGUAAUCAGGAGACAAAUGGUUAUAUAAAAAAUUAAAAAAAAAAAAAAAAAAAAAAAGAAGAAGAUGAGAUCUAUUAUUAUAGACUGGCUUGUAGACGUUCAUCUCAAGUUUGAUCUGUCCCCUGAGACUCUUUACCUCACCGUCAACAUCAUCAAUCGUUUCCUAUCACUGAAGCCUCUUCCGAGAAGAGAACUACAGCUUCUAGGCGUCAGUGCCCUGCUCGUAGCUUCCAAAUACGAGGAGAUAUGGCCUCCUCAGGUCAAUGAUUUGGUGUACGUCACAGGCUACACGUACGACGAGAAGCAGAUUCUAGUGAUGGAGAAAACAAUCUUGGGAAACUUGGAAUGGUACUUGACAGUUCCGACACAGUACGUGUUCCUCGCAAGGUUCAUCAAAUCUGCGGGUCCUGACCGGGUGAUGGAGAACAUGGUUCACUUCUUAGCUGAGUUGGGUUUGAUGGAUUACGACGCUUUAAACUUCAGCCCUUCUUUGUUGGCUGCUUCGGCAGUCUUCACAGCGAGAUGCUUCUUGAACGAGACACCUGCUUGGACUGAUACACUGAAGUUCCACACCGGCUACUCUGGACACCAUCCCAUGGAAUGCUCAGAGGUUUUAGUUAUAACUCACUCGAGAGUUGGGGAGGAGGGGAAGGCUACGAGCUGUGUUCAACAAGUAUUCAGAACCUGA